AUGUCGGUGUGGAAUCCAGAGAACGUGACAGAUGUCGCAGAGUCAGUCGGAAUCGCAUCCCUAAACCGCGAAGUCGCGGAGCAUUUGGCAAGAGACGUCGAAUAUCGCAUCAGUCAAGUGUUGGAAGAGGCGCUCAAGUUCAUGAGACAUGCGAAACGCACGACCCUCACGACGCAGGACGUCUCGCAAGCGCUGCGACUACUAGAUGUCGAACCGUUGUAUGGAUACGAAUCAACGCGACCGCUACGAUUUGGAGAGGCCUCAAUUGGUCCUGGACAACCGCUGUUCUAUGUGGAAGAUGAGGAGGUGGACUUUGAGAAGCUGAUCAAUGCGCCUUUGCCAAAAGUGCCGCGGGAGAUCAGCUUUACGGCGCAUUGGCUGGCAGUGGAAGGCGUACAACCAAGCAUACCACAGAACCCUACUCAGCAAGAUCAGAGGAAUCAAGAUCUGGCAUCGAAGGGACAGAAUGCGAGCACGCUUGCUGCAGUCAGCGGGAAUGACAAUGUUCAAGUCAAGCCGUUGGUCAAGCAUGUGCUCUCAAAAGAGCUGCAGCUCUACUUCGAGCGGAUAUGCACGGCGAUUCUGGACGAGCACAAUGACGAGUACCGUGCUGCCGCAUUCGCGUCGUUACAAACGGAUCCAGGACUGCAUCAACUGGUGCCUUACUUCAUUCAAUUCGCGGCAGACAAGGUCACGCACAACCUCAAAUCGCUCUUCAUUCUCACGCAGAGCAUGCUGCUCAUUGCCGCUUUGCUGGAUAAUCCGAGUUUGUACAUCGCUCCGUAUGUACCUGCUGUGGUGCCUUCAGUCUUGACCUGUCUGGUCGGCAAGCAUCUCGGUCCUUCGCAUGCAGGGGACACUCAUUUCAGUCUUCGCGACUACGCCAGCAGUCUCCUCUCGAGCAUCGCACGCAAGUACGGAUCAAGCUCAUCAACACUGAAGCCGAGAAUCGCUCGGUCUUGUUUGAAGCACUUUCUUGACUCGCACAAGCCAUUCGGAACGCACUAUGGCGCCAUUUUGGGCCUUAGUAUGAUCGCUGGCUCAGCGGGGGUGCGAUCACUGAUUCGACCGAAUCUCAAGACUUACGAUAUCCACCUGCAAGAAGGUAUGAAGGAUGACGCAAAGCGAGCUAAUGCGGAGAAAGUGGUUGAAGCUAUUAUGCGGGCACUGGACACCCUAGAGCAAGAUUCUGCUGGCGCUGUUCAAGCGAACGGCCACCCAGAGGGCGAUGCGCUCAAGGAGAGACUUGUGGAAGCGGUGGGAAAAGUCAUCGGGGCCAAGGUGUUCGAAAGUGGUAGACCAACGCUGAUAAAUGCCGUACUGGAGAAGGACCCCGCUGUUUAG
Messenger RNA from Lecanosticta acicola, 1344 nucleotides. Lineage: Eukaryota; Fungi; Ascomycota; Dothideomycetes; Mycosphaerellales; Mycosphaerellaceae. The record is from the annotation of a GenBank genome assembly.